This is a messenger RNA of Archocentrus centrarchus (flier cichlid), 6239 nucleotides long. Its product is annotated as protocadherin alpha-C2-like. Gene Ontology annotation, cellular component: plasma membrane. NCBI's taxonomy places the organism in Eukaryota, Metazoa, Chordata, Actinopteri, Cichliformes, Cichlidae. The coding region runs from base 694 to 3534 and encodes 946 amino acids. The record is from RefSeq and is a predicted model, not a curated record. The transcript has 4 exons. Gene Ontology annotation, biological process: homophilic cell-cell adhesion. Gene Ontology annotation, molecular function: calcium ion binding.
CAUUUCAUUCAAUUACUUUCAUUGUUCUGCUUUUAGAAAGUAGGAAACGUGUAUUUUAUAUGCUAAUAGCAGUUUUCGCUAUAUUUUUACGGAGUAAAAAUGUUUUCCAUAAGGUACAUUAAUUCUAAGUCGGGCACCUUCAGCCGAAGUAUUACAAACAGGCGAACCUCUGUUAAGAAAGAAAGAAAGAAAGAAAGAAAGAAAGAAAGAAAGAAAGAAAGAAAGAAAGAAAGAAAGAAAGAAAGAAAGAAAGAAAGAAAGAAAGAAAGAAAGAAAGAACUGGGAAAAGGGAAAUUAUGUUUAAUGCCAUUAAAUUCCACCAUAAUAUAUAAUGAAAUAUGAUUAUGUUCAUCAUUAAUGAGAAAUUGCUCUCCUUGGACUAAUGGAUAGUCGUUUAAUUGUUCCUGUUCCUAGAUGUUAAAUGCAGUUAUUUUACAUCACCACAUGGAGGCACUGAAGACCAUGGUAUCUAGAUAUUAUUUAUAAAGCCACAAGACUCCUCCCAAAAACAGAGGAUGAUGUUUGUCUGGGCUUUGUUACAAAGAGACGCAGGGCGAGAGAGAGAGGGCGAAAAAUUAUCCAACUGCUUUGUAUAAAUUGGAGAAAGUGGAUUUUUGUGGUAUCCUUUUCUCAUAAGUAUAUGACGGUUGUGGGAGGACACCGGAUGCGUGCCUCUUUGGGGUGGAUUUAAUAAUGGAUUUCUCAAGCCAAACGAAUUGUGUCCGGGCUUAUUUUGUGGCCGUGCUGCUGAAUUCUUGCUGGGAGGCGGUGUCUGGACAGCUCUCGUAUUCUGUGUCAGAGGAGGUAAAUCCAGGGGCUUCUGUUGGAAAUAUCGCCAAGGAUCUAAAUCUCAAUGUCCAAGAUUUAGAGUCUCGUAAGUUUCAGAUUGUUAGUGGAUCACAAAAAAAAUAUUUUGAUGUCAAUCUAAAAACUGGUGUUCUUUAUGUCAAUGAAAGAAUCGACCGCGAGGAGCUUUGUGGGAGGACUACAAAAUGUACUGUCAACGUAGAGGCCGUGAUCAACGACCCUCUGAAGCUUUAUCGUUUAGAGAUAACUAUAAAAGAUAUAAACGACAACGCGCCGGUUUUCUCUGAGCAAUUGCAAUCGCUUGACGUUGCAGAAAGUACUUUGCCAGGAGUCAAAUUUGGACUGAUAGAGGCAUCGGAUUUGGAUGUUGGUAAGAACGAUGUUAAUACGUAUAGACUUAGCAAUAACGAUUAUUUUUCAUUAGAAAUUCACAAAGGAGAAGAUAGCGUGUCUGCUGAGUUAGUACUGCAGAAAUCAUUAGACAGAGAGCAUGACUCUGUUAUAACACUCACACUCACUGCAGUAGACGGAGGAAAUCCAUCGAAGUCAGGAACCUCGCAAAUUAUUAUUACGGUUUUGGAUACCAAUGACAACCAUCCGGUUUUCAGUAAAUCUCUAUACAAAGUUAAAAUUCCUGAAAACCCGCUUACAGGAUAUACUGUGAUCACGCUAAAUGCAACAGACGUGGAUGAAGGUUUAAACGGAGAAAUAGAAUAUUCUUUGAGAAAAAAAGGCCAAGACCAUAUUUUGGAUUUAUUUCAAAUUGACUCUAAAACCGGAGCGAUUUUAGUCAAAGGCGAAAUCGAUUAUGAAGAGAGUCCUGCGUUUGAGAUCCAUGCUCAGGCAAGUGACAAAGGCCAGCCUCCGAUGUCUGCUCGUUGUAAAGUGCUCGUGGAAGUGUUGGAUUUAAAUGACAACGCUCCCGAGAUCACGGUGACAUUACUACUGAAUACGGUGAAAGAGGACGCAGAAGUAGGUACAGCCAUUGCACUUGUUUCUGUUUUAGACAAAGAUGGUGGGGAAAACGGAGCAGUAAAAGCUGUAAUUACAAAUGAAACUCCUUUCAAACUGGACACAAAUUAUAAAAAUUACUACUCCUUAGUAGUUAAUGGUCCACUUGAUAGAGAAAAUAUGGCCGAGUACAAUGUCACAAUAAUAGCAACUGAUGAAGGGUCUCCACCUCUCUCCAGCAUCAGCAUAAUUAGUGUUCAUGUUUCUGAUGUUAAUGACAACCCGCCUCGCUUCUCAGAGCCGCUACUUAAUAUUUACGUUAAAGAGAACAGUCCAGUAGGAGCAGUUAUUAAAACUGUGACUGCAGCUGAUCCUGAUAAAGAUAAAAAUGGUCAGGUGACCUAUUCGUUUAUACAAGGUAGCAGUGACUCACAACCGUUUUCUACAAUGAUUAAUAUCAACUCAGAGACUGGAGACAUAGUCAGCCUGCAGUCUUUUAACUAUGAGGAGUUCAAAACAUUCCAAUUUAAAGUUCAGGCCACAGACUCUGGUGUUCCUCCGCUCAGCAGCAACGUCACUGUCAACGUUUUUAUCCUGGAUGAAAAUGACAACAGUCCCACGAUUCUUGCACCCUAUUCUGAGCACGGCUCAGUUAACAGUGAGAGCAUCCCUUAUUCUGCUGAAGCGGGAUACUUUGUGGCAAAGAUCAGGGCUGUAGAUGCAGACUCUGGAUAUAAUGCGCUGCUUUCUUAUCACCUGUCUGAGCCCAAAAGAAACAACCUGUUCAAGAUUGGAACCAGCACCGGCGAGAUCAGGACUAAGAGGAAAAUGAAUGACAAUGACCUGAAAACUCACCCAUUGGUGGUCUUGGUUUCUGAUAACGGAGAACCCUCUCUGUCAGCUACUGUGUCUAUUGAUGUGGUGGUGGUUGAAAGCACAGCUGAAAUCCAGACUCAGUUCAGACACGUGCCUAUAAAGGAGGACAGCUUCUCUGAUUUGAACCUGUAUCUGCUGAUCGCCAUUGUGUCGGUGUCCGUCAUCUUUCUGCUGAGUCUCAUCAGUUUAAUAGCAUUCAGAUGCCACAGGACAGACGGCAGUUUCAGCAGGUACAGUGCCCCAAUGAUCACCACCCACCCUGACGGGAGCUGGUCUUACUCUAAAGCUACUCAGCAGUACGACGUAUGUUUCAGCUCAGACACACUCAAGAGCGACGUAGUGGUUUUCCCCGCCCCGUUUCCACCUGCAGAUGCAGAGCUGAUCAGUAUUAACGGAGGCGACACUUUUACCAGAACUCAGACUUUACCGAACAAAGAAAAGCCCAAGGCACCGAAUUCAGACUGGAGAUAUUCAGCCUCCCUGAGAGCAGGAGGUGUAAUGCAGAGCUCAGUGCAUAUGGAGGAGUCUUCAGUAAUGCAGGGAGCCCAGGGCGUCCUGGUUCAGAACUGGCCCACUGCAUCCAGUGCUGCUGAUGGUGAAGGAGGAGAAGUUUCACCCCCAAUGGGUGCUGGCGUAGACAGCAACAGCUGGCACUUUCGCUAUGGCCCGGGUGGUCCCGGUGCACCUCCACAGCACCUAAAGCCUGGUGAGGUUCCCCCAGAAGCCUUCAUUAUCCCUGGCUCCCCUGCCAUAAUAUCCAUCAGACAGAACCAGGGAGGAGAGGAUGACAAGAGUGAUUUCAUUACCUUUGGAAAGAAAGAGGAGGCCAAGAAGAAAAAGAAGAAGAAGAAGGAAAAGAAAGACAAAAAGGAUAAAGGAAAGGAUGAUGGAGAUGAGUAGGGGAGUAGAGAAUUAAAACCACCAAGUGGAAAAGGGUGUUGUUAAAACAGAGGUAUCAACUAAAGUCCACUGGGAAAAAUAAAUUGUCAAAACAAUUCAAAAUUGUUCUUAAUUUCAUAUUUUAAGCUUAAUGUUGAUUUAAAAAUAUAUCUGUUGUGAACCUGGCCUUUCCAAGACUUGUUUUGCCUUCAGUUCCUCACUGUGGUAAAUUACUGAUCUUACCUUGAGAGAAUAUAUAAUACAAUAAUAAAAUUAUAUAGUUUUCCCCACACCCCUGUGUGCCUAUACACUCUGAGUCAACUCACGACAUCCUUUCAACUCCUUUAACCCAAUGGGCAUGUUGGCACCUCUGUCUUACCCCACUCAAGCUACAGUGUAUAAACCACUCUCUCUCAGAGGAGACAAGAUACUUGUACAAGAACAACUAAAAGCUGUGCCAGCCAAGUAAAAGAAGAAACAUAAAAAAAGACUGAGACAGAUGUAUGCAGUCUGGAGCUGGACACACUCUACUUGUAAAUAUCACAGGCGAGAGUCACCUAAAUUAAGGCUAACAAGAAACUGCUGCAGCUUCCUCUGGUAAUUACCAACAGUGUUUCCUGAGAUCUCAAUGAAACCACAUGCGCAUGCUCACAUUCAAACAUGCAAACACAAACUUACUUGCUAUGACAUAGGGGACACAGAAAGCACUUGACACUAUGAGAGAGGGAGCAAAAAAAGCUUGCAUAAAAGAAAAGUGCUUAAAACCAGAAACUGCAAGCUUUUUGCCCUGCACAGUUGCCUAUGAGGUGCACAUCAACUCUCUCAGGAUGGAUGCAGCAUGCUUUGCAAUCACUCUGUAUUUGCUCACUGCAUUGAAAGAACACAUCUCCUGCCAGAACCCCAACUGAGGAAUACAGAGAACACUGGAAAGAUGGAGAGAAGACACCUCACAUUUCCUGAGUAUCACCGAGGGGAGAGUCCAGCGGAGCUGGCGCAUGACUCCACGCUGAGUCAGUGGACUCUGAUGGAAACUUAGUUCAUCAGGAGAGUCUUUGAUAACACCAUCUUUUCCCCCAGCUGCAGCAAAAGCCUAAUGCUUUCUGCUUUGAAUGUUUGGUAGCAACCAGUCCUUACCCAAUACCUUGAGUUUACAAAUACUCACCUGCUUGUACUUGCCCCAUGCUGCCAGGAGCCAUCUUCUCCUGUCCAAACCGCCUUUUUUUGUGACAAUGAAGUUUGUAAACAUGUUAUGUUUUCAUUCAUUUUCUGAGGAGAUUCAUUAGAACAUACUCAUUUUUUUUUCUUCUUCAUAGCUUUAAAUGGUUUUUGCUUGACAUACCCAUCACCAUUUACCCUCAAACACUGACCCUAAGCCCCAUUCUAACCCCCUGCCCAGGAUCAGUCCUGGGAGUGGCCUGUUCUGAACAUUGUGGUAUGCUGCUGAAAGCAGCAUGGAGUAAUGUGGAUGAGGCCUGGGGAAACCCAGUCGGGGAGGGGGUCUAUGCCCUGAACUCUUAAGUUUCUUAAGUGCAAAACGGUUCAGCGCUUUUAACUUGUGAAUAAUACACUAUGUGGUUCAUUUCUUGUUUAUAGCCACUAAUGAGAGGGGACCAGGUGGGAUGAGGCUGAUUACAGGGACCCUGGAGGACUGGGAUAGAGUGAGGAGACAGGUGCCAUGGGCUGGCCCUCCCUCUCCAUCUACAAGAUAAGUUUUCCUGCUGAUUGUUUAGGAUAGUUGAGUCACAUAUUAGCUUUUAUGUACGCUGUAAAUGUAGCGUAGACUAGAUUGUCUCUACAUUAGAAACUGAAAUUUGAUAAGAAUAUGGGCAUCUGAGGAUUCCCAUCCCAGAACUAUAUCCCACCAAUCCUCUCUCAGGAGGUUUUGAAAAAGGGGCGCACACAUGCCUCAAGGUCUGCUUCUGUUGGUUUCCCUGCCCUGCCUGUAACUUGUUGCCACAUCCCCAGAGUUUUGCGGCUCAGUAUGACGUCACUCCAUUAAGUGGCUGCUGCAUGUACUGCUCUAAGGAAACACAUACUAUAUAGAGAAAUAUAUAUAUAAAUAGAUAGAUGGCUAUGAUUUUAUUCUUUUGUAUUAUCAUUUUUCUUCAUUACUCACAGGAGAUAUUUGUAUGUACUUCUGUCUCUGCCAAACAUCUAUGUACUAAAAUCUUCACGCUCCACAGAUGUUGUAUGGCAUCCACUAAACUUCUUUAGAUAUUUGUAAAUGCUAUAGUGUGAUACCUUUCUGCGCAAGUUUAUUAUUUUUCUUUAACCAGAUAUGAUUUUGUUUUUGAGAACAAAUAAAGCAAGAAAAAAAAAACACUCUGUGUCUGGCUUUGACAUGAUGAUCUAACUAUCACUGUAUUAUUGUAACUGAAAUAUGUAUGAUCCUAUGAUGAGCUUUCACCUUUCACUCUUAAAAAAAAAAAGAAAAAAAAUCCAGUGUAAAAACUAAGAGGAUAUAUGUAGUGUAUGCUUGUGUUUAGUGAGCGUUCAUGCUGUCAUUCUUUCCCAAUGUAUGGUGGUGAACUAUGGUGGCUAUGUGCUGUCCUGAAUGGAUCAGCCGAGAUCUGUUGUAAAACCCUUUUUUGUACACCCUCUCAACUGUGACAGUGAAGUAGUGAAUUUCAUUUAUUUUCUUUGACUUUUUAUUUUACAUAAAUGGAUACAGUGGUAAUGUGUUUGGUUUAUAAAUCACUAAUAAAAUUUGCUUUCAUAAAAAUGCA